This is a messenger RNA of Torulaspora globosa, 774 nucleotides long. RefSeq names its product Mrl1p (gene MRL1). Gene Ontology annotation, biological process: vacuolar transport. The coding region runs from base 1 to 774 and encodes 257 amino acids. Lineage: Eukaryota; Fungi; Ascomycota; Saccharomycetes; Saccharomycetales; Saccharomycetaceae. The record is from RefSeq and is a predicted model, not a curated record. The transcript has a single exon.
AUGCUGAAAAGAAACCAACUGUGGAAGGUGGUGCUGCUCUUGCUCACGCUGGUCACCGCGGUGACAUGUGUGAGAAACUACCACGACAGGAUCACCGACGCUGCCGACAACAAGCCCUCCCCGGGCGGCGAUCAUGAAGAAGCUGACCUGUUCUGCGCCGUUAUGAACCCAACCACUGGCACUUUUAUUGACCUCUCGCAACUGUCGUCUACGCCAAACAAUCCGCGCGGCAGCCGCGGCAGCGGCCAGCACAGCGACCCGUCCAAGACCCGCUGGCUCGUCUCGGGCUGGGGGUACUACACGAACUUCACGCUCGGCGUUUGUUCGAGCCCCGUAACCGCCGACCAAGAGCCGGAGCUGCACAACACGACGGGCGCGUACUACGUCGAUCCGCGCUCGCAGAAGCUGGUGUCGAUCGGUGACUUCGCGACCCACCCCACGCUGUCGCGCGCCAAGAAGCUUACGCUGCAGUACGACAAUGGCGCCCUGUGUCCGAACGGCGUGGACCGCAAGUCCACGGUGCUAAGCUUUAUGUGCGACCGCGACGUCGCCUCUAACGCGCAGAUCACCUUUGUCGCCAGCGUGCACGACUGUGCGUACUUCUUUGAGGUGCGCAGCGUGCACGCGUGCCCCACCUCGGCGCGGUCGAACGAGGUGAACGUACUGGGGAUCUUUGUGGGGAUCUUUGCGGUGUUCUUCCUGGUCGAGUUCGGCGGGCGGCGCUGGCUGUACGGGAAGGUCAAGACGCACUUCCAUUCCGGCGGGAGCGGCUGA